AUCCACGCUUUCUUUUGUACAGUACGUGGCAAAACAGAUGGCAGCUCACGGGAACUUUAAAAUGUUAGCUUUAUAUAGUGGAAUGGAGUUAAAAAUGCUUACACUAUCAUGAGAGGUGGAAAAUAGUCAUAGUUCAUAAGCCAGCUGAAUCUAAUUUUGCCCUGGCUAAUGUGCACUGACUGAUCUAUGCAGCAAACAUUGCAACAAGUCAUCACGUGAUCCAGGAGAACAGGAAGUUCGAACCCAGAAAUCCUUUAUUUCGGAGCAAAGUGCACGAACCUAACCUCCCCUCAUUUCAAACUCCUAAAAGAUGCCUUGAAUGCGGACGUUGCUGAGGGACCUGCUUUGUGUAUUGUACUUUGUUACACUGUUAAUUAAAUCUAGCUGUUUUGAGACUCCCUGGUCGGAAGGAGCUCUCUGGACUGCUAGUUGUUUCAAUUCACCUUCACUCCGCUGCUGCUGAUAUACCCUGAAUGGAUUAAAUUUACUUCAAUAUGGAAUAAUGUAAACAAAUGCCAAACUUAUUCCUGAGAAGCAUCACCAAGCUGCUGAAAUGAUGCCGUUGUGGAAGAUUCUAGUCAAACGAAUCGUCUAUACGUUUAGUUUCUGACAAUUUUAAAAACACAAGAUGGAAUCAAAGGAGUGCAUCAUGGAAGCCAAAGUCAACAGUUUGCAGAGAUGCCUCGACAGUAUUUACAAGGUUAUUAGAACUGCAAAUGAUACCUUGUGUGCCAUCAGCAAGCCGUCAGUGUGCAGUGAAGUGUUGCUGUCUCCACAAGGAAUCGCUUAUAUCUCAGGUGUUGCUGAGGUGUACCGAGUGGCGAAGAGAGUGCAAGGUGGAAUGAUGUCUCUAAGUAUUAGUACUGAAACACUGCAAAAGAGUUUGAGGGACAUUGAGAUAAUCUGGAACAAUGUGCAGGCUUUCAUCUCAUUUAACCCUUCCGUGUUACGAAUGAUGUUUGAUAUUCUGCAGCCUACUGAAUCUGCACUGGACAGUUCAGCUAUAACAGCUUCAGAAAAUGCACAGAGUGAAACCUGUGGAGUAUGUCUGCUCAGAACACCGAAUGAGCCUAAUGACUUCAAUGAUACAGAACAAUCAAUUCUUCAUAAUGGAUGCUAUUACCAUGCAAGUUGUGCAAAUUUUUGGCUAAACUGUGUGGACUCAAACUUACCUGGUCUAAUUGCCAUGAAGGAAAAUUCUGAGGACUUGAAUUUGGAAGAGCUCUCAGUUCGUGGACAAAACUGCUCGGACACUAAUCCUAAAGACUUUACUGUUCCUGUAACUCAAUGACUGUAAAUUGUAUUCAUUCUCUGAGACAGUGCAUUUGUUUCAGAGUGAAUGGUUUUGUCAAAGUUGCCCUGCAUUAUGUGCCAAGAGUUAUGUUAAUGUGGCUUAUAGAUUUUAACUGUAUGACAAGUGAUCUUUCAAGAGGCCUUCCUAGUCUGUAAAAUGUUAACUUUUCUAUGAAAAAAAACAGAUACAAUAGCA
Stegostoma tigrinum is the source of this 1489-nucleotide messenger RNA. RefSeq names its product synergin gamma-like. Lineage: Eukaryota; Metazoa; Chordata; Chondrichthyes; Orectolobiformes; Stegostomatidae. Gene Ontology annotation, cellular component: clathrin coat of trans-Golgi network vesicle. Bases 629 to 1291 code for a protein of 220 amino acids. The transcript is spliced from 7 exons. The record is from RefSeq and is a predicted model, not a curated record.